This is a messenger RNA of Camarhynchus parvulus, 2298 nucleotides long. RefSeq names its product potassium channel tetramerization domain containing 15 (gene KCTD15). The transcript has 5 exons. The record is from RefSeq and is a predicted model, not a curated record. Bases 508 to 1308 code for a protein of 266 amino acids. Gene Ontology annotation, molecular function: protein binding. Gene Ontology annotation, biological process: protein homooligomerization. Lineage: Eukaryota; Metazoa; Chordata; Aves; Passeriformes; Thraupidae.
GAUUUAUUUCUAAGGCAGCCCUGUGCCGUGCAAGGUCUGUACCUUUAUCAUUAGUGAACGUGGUUGGGGUCUGAACAAAGACAGGGUUGACAUUCAGCCUGGAUCUUCUGACCCUUUCAUUUAAGUGGAGUGGAGACUGAACAUGAGUUUACAGUGCUCUUUGGUAAGGAAAAAAACCAGCAACCUUUGUCUGUGUUGGCAGACAGAUUAGUAAACACGUUGCUAAAAUACUGCAGGUACUUACAUACUAAGUUGUUUUUUUAAAUUAGUUGUUUUAUUUAUGCUAUAUGACAUAUUUACUGAAGGUUGGCCACAACAAGCUCUUGUGGGAAACAAGAAAGCAACAUCUUGAGUCAUGAAAGGAUUCAGUCACUUUCCUUGAAGGUGGUGCUGUAGUGAAAAUGUUAAUGCCCAAUUUUGCAUCGGCUGACACAGGAGUCCUAGGACAGAGCUGGCAUUUGCUUGGUGCUCAGUGCCGCUGUCCAUCCAGCCUCUGAAGAGACAAGGAUGUGGAUCCACAAUGGGGAGGGAAGAAGCAUGUCCCGUCUGUCUCUGACACGCUCCCCGGUUUCUCCUCUGGCUGCUCAAGGAAUUCCUCUCCCAGCUCAACUCACCAAGUCCAACGCUCCCGUGCACAUCGAUGUAGGAGGACACAUGUACACCAGCAGCCUGGCCACCCUCACCAAGUACCCAGACUCCAGAAUAAGUCGUCUGUUUAAUGGCACAGAGCCUAUUGUCUUGGACAGUUUAAAGCAGCAUUAUUUCAUUGAUCGAGAUGGGGAGAUUUUCAGAUAUAUAUUAAGCUUCCUAAGGACAUCUAAGCUACUGCUCCCAGAUGACUUUAAGGACUUUAAUCUUUUAUAUGAAGAAGCAAAGUAUUACCAGCUGCAGCCAAUGAUUAAGGAACUUGAGCGAUGGAAACAAGAGAAAGAACAAAGGAAACAUUUCCAGCCUUGUGACUGCUUGGUUGUAAGAGUGACUCCAGAUCUGGGGGAGAGGAUUGCACUGAGCGGGGAGAAGGCUUUGAUAGAAGAGAUCUUCCCGGAGACGGGGGAUGUCAUGUGCAACUCGGUGAACGCGGGCUGGAACCAGGACCCCACGCACGUUAUCAGGUUUCCCUUGAAUGGAUACUGCCGCCUGAACUCCGUGCAGGUGCUCGAAAGGUUAUUUCAGAAGGGAUUUAACGUGGCAGCUUCCUGUGGUGGUGGGGUGGAUUCCUCCCAGUUCAGCGAGUACGUGCUGUGCCGUGAAGACAGACGACCACAACCCACCCCAACAAUCAGAAUAAAACAGGAGCCCCUGGACUAGACCCUCCCUGUCCCCCUUUGUAACCGUAGAAGUGUUUAAUAGUCCCUUAUGUGAAACACUAAGGAUUUGCAAAACAGUAUUAGCAAACAGAUUUGGACUUUCUGUUGCCCAUUAGUGGUACUCUGAAACUACCUGUCACACAGCCAGCCAUGGAAUGCAUCUGGAAAUCCAUUGCCUGUCCUUCAGGGUGGAGUUCCUGAGCACACCCAGCACGGCAGGGCUGGGAUGGACUUGGGGCUGACCAGCAGUGCUGUGGGACAGGCAAAGCUUUGGAAACCCUGGCCCUGGCCUGGACUUCUGCAGCAAGAGCCAUGGAAGCAGUGGAAGGGACCAGCAGGAGCCCAGGGACAGCCAGAGCUGCGCUGCAGGGACGGGGCAUCUGCGGGAGGAAGAACCCCAAAAACUGCACUGAGAACCUUCCCUGACUGCUGCCCCUCCUCCACAUCAGACACCCCAGCACCAGUCCCCUGGUGAUUGUAGUCACCCACAUGAGCAAAUGGCUUAUUUUUAUACUACAUUUCCAGCUGAGGUCUCUCUCUGUGAACAGGAUCCAGAACCAGAACAGGACUGAUUCAUAGUCACUGGUGCUCAGUACUUAAACCCCCCACAAACCAAACAAAACAAGUGACAAGAAAUUAGACAGGCCCACUUAUGGCAAUAUUUGCAACAGUAGGGAUCUGGAAGCACAAAAUAAAAUGUCAUCCACCAUCACACGAGGGUCACAUACCCCACAAGGAGCUGUAGCUCUUUUAAAGCCAAUCUUGUUUUGCCACAACAGUUGAUAAGUUUUGCAUCAUCAAAGAAGUGUGGUUCUACCAAACAAGCCACCCCUUGUUAAUCAUUUACUAACCAUGUUAGAAGCCCACAUUUAGCAGGAAAGUUUAAGAAUUUUGGACAAGCCCACUCUUUAUGGGUCUGGAAUUCUUGCCAAGAGUUGUUAAAACCCUGUAUUGCCAUUGCCAGAUGAAAGCAGGACGUCGUCAGUUUAAA